AUGGGCGUCGACGAGGAGAUUCAGAACAUCUACUACAGCAUCUACAACAUCAAUGUGACGCUAGUCAACGUGAGUCUCUCUCUCUCUUUCUCUCUCUCGCUAAAUUGGAUUGUCCCUGGGCACCAAAAUUUUAAAUGCCAAUAUCAUUUGCAUUUGUGGAGCCCCCGAAUUGCCAUGCGCAUGCAAGCGAUUUCAACCAGAAAUCACAGUUGAAAGCUUUGAUUUUUAAAAGCGCUUAACCGUUCAAAAAUAUGCGACAUUAUUUUGUCAUCGAAGUGAAAACCAUGUCUGAAUUGGCAAAAACCGAUCAUUUAUGCGCGUUUUCUAAUCAAAUUUCACUGUUGUUUCGCAAAUUUAGCACAGAAAUCCGAAAAUUCAAAGUUUUGAAGAAUACGGUAGUUGUUUAAAGGCGCAGCACGCAAAUUUUCGCACGCGAAACGAGUCAACUUGCUCGUGCAAUUGCAUUUGUGGUGUGCGCGGGCCAAAACAUGGCCAGACAUAAUAAUAAAAGGUCGUCAUGCUCGCCGAAUUGCUUCUUCUCUCUUUUCUCUCUGUUUUUCGGCUUUCUUCGCGAUCCGUGAGAGCACAAAAUCGCCGGAAAUAAUUGCAGUGUGAGAAUGUGUAUAAAUCAGAACACGAACAGCUCUUGCUCGCUUUUCUCGUUUCCUCGCCACUCUGGGCAAAUCCCGACACGUUUUCCAUUGCCACUCACUCUCCCAAUCGGUUAUCCGAUUACCAAGAACUUCUCGGAAUUUCUCGGACCACUUGACACGCGAAUUCGAUUUGCUCGGCACGUCGGCCCGUCGGAGCAGUGUUCCCGGCAACACAAAAACACGAAUUUUCUGCUUUUCACCACACUUUGUCCUAUAAUAGCUGUGCUCCGUUUAGUUUUUAUAGCGCUUACUUCCUUCGAACUUCUACUAUUAAUAUCUCGAGAACCGAUAAUGAUUUCAAAAAACAGUCAACUGAUAAGUUGUUGUCAAUUUUACGCUGAACAACUUUGUAAUUAAUCAUUUUAUUCCAAAAAUGAUCAUUCUCGAGUUACGAUCCGGUUUCUGAACAGCACUUUUAUGCUCUAUUUGAUCCGCCACAAACCCCGAUGUUUCAGCUCGAUCAAGGCCUCGGUCAAAUCGUGGAAGGCAUGAAUUUCGGUCUGGGAGUAUUUGAUCAACAUGUGAGUCGUCUGCUGUUCUCUAUGCAUUUCUCUCCUUCUCACAAUUCACUUUCAGGUCAACAUGGUCGUCAGCAAAGUGAACGACGUGCAGAAUCGAAUCAAUUCGCAGCUCACAGUCGUUAGUUUUCCAUUUCCCCUGCACAAUUCCGAUCCGCUGUCUUCCAGUUCCCCGGCCAAUGGCUCUACCUGCUCAUCCUGCUGUUCGUCGCGCUCAUUCUGCUCGGUCUCGUCGGCUACCUCCUCUUCUACAUCGCCACCUUCGUACUGAACCGUCACGAUCGGUACGAAGAGUACCGGAUGUGGUACUUGAAGAGCGUGAUGAAGCAGAAUGUGGACGAUUGGGAGGAGGACGACGAGUUCGCCGAAGGAUUCUAUUCGGCCGCGCAAAGUGAGGACACCCCUCCGCCCACGUACAGCGAGUACGUUCAGACCGCCGAUUUGUACGCCAAUUAUCAUGGUGAGCGAGUGAAAAUGAAAACAAAGCCGAUUUUCAAUGUUUCAGACGAAGUGGAAGCUCAACGUGGCCCACCUCGAUUCAGCUCGAGAAUCGGAAAGCCACGUGGCAGCAGCGGAGGAGAAGAGUACUCGACGUUAAUUUGA
Messenger RNA from Caenorhabditis sp. 36 PRJEB53466, 1774 nucleotides. NCBI's taxonomy places the organism in Eukaryota, Metazoa, Nematoda, Chromadorea, Rhabditida, Rhabditidae. The record is from the annotation of a GenBank genome assembly.